Messenger RNA from Carassius gibelio (silver crucian carp), 1217 nucleotides. Its product is annotated as GTPase IMAP family member 7-like. Gene Ontology annotation, molecular function: GTP binding. NCBI's taxonomy places the organism in Eukaryota, Metazoa, Chordata, Actinopteri, Cypriniformes, Cyprinidae. Bases 1 to 954 code for a protein of 317 amino acids. The record is from RefSeq and is a predicted model, not a curated record. The transcript is spliced from 4 exons.
AUGGUACUCACCGCUGGGCGUGGAGGCCGUACUGGACAUGAUGAUGAUGACUCAGACGAAGACGAUGGGCACAGGAACACAGAUGAUGAAGACGAGGGUUCGGAGGAUCAGUUUCCAUCUCUCCUUUAUUCUUCUCCAAUCUUGUCAGAUCUGAGGAUCCAGAGAAAAACUGGAGCUGGAAAGAGCUUACCACUAAACAUCAUCCUGAGACAAGAGGUGUUUGAAACACACCUAUCUUCUGAAUCUGUAACUGAGGAAUGCCAACAGUAUCAGCAGAAGGUAGAGGAUAGAAAGAUCUCAGUGAUAGACACUUCAGGACUGUGUGAUUCAUCAGUCAAUGAAGAACAACUGAAGGAGGAAAGAGUGAAGUGUGACGAGAUGUCUGUUCUUGGUCCUCGUGGAUUACUGGAUGAAAAAUACAAGGAUGAAGAGCAGACAGUGAAAUGUAUUCAGGAGAACUUUGGAGAAGAAGCUGCACAUCACACCAUCAAUGUGUUCACUGAAGGAGAUCAGUUAAAUAAUCCUACAGAGAAAUCUAUGACAACAGAUGAUCAGAUUAAUGAGGCAGGUAAAGUCAGGUUUAAUGUCUUUAGUGACACAGAUGUUGAAAAUCGAUCACAGGUCACUGAAAUGCUAGAGAAGACUGACAAAAUGUUGGAGGAGGAUAAAGGACAGCAUUUCACAAACGAGAUGUACCAAGAAGUUCAGAGAAGGAAAGCAUUGAGUUUGGCUCAGAAAACCGCAUUUGUGGGAGCAGGCGUGUUAGGAGGAGCGAUUGGAGUAGCAGGAGCGGUUGUUGGAGGUGUAGCACAUGGAGCAAUUGGCUUAGUAGCACCACCUGUAGCUUUAAUAGCAGCAGGAGUUGCUCUCAUGGCAGAAGGAGGUUCAUUAACUAUCGAACAAGCAUUGAAAGCUUGCAAGGAGCAGAAGGGAAAUGAAGGAAACAAUGCAUAAUGGGUUACAAAUUCUGCAAGACCUAGAAUUACUCAAGGCCACUUAAGUUAAUAGGAGGAAGGAUCCAAACGGGAAGUUAUAAACAAUAAUUCAAGCAUGAUUACAAUGUUAAAUAUAAAUUAAGUGAAACUGUUCAAGUGCUCUGAUAAUCAUCUCAAUAUUAAUACUACUAAUUAUGUACUAUUACUGACUGUUGCUGACAAUGUUAUGAAAUACAGUAAAAAAAAAAAUGGUUAUUGAUCCUCAUUGUCCAAUAUUUAGCA